AUGACUGGACGCGGCAAAGGUGGCAAAGGUCUCGGCAAAGGCGGUGCCAAGAGACAUCGCAAGAUCUUGCGCGACAACAUCCAAGGUAUCACCAAGCCUGCCAUCCGACGUCUCGCUCGUCGUGGCGGUGUCAAGCGUAUCUCGGCCAUGAUCUACGAAGAGACCCGUGGUGUCCUCAAGUCGUUCCUCGAAUCCGUCAUCCGUGACGCUGUCACCUACACCGAACACGCGAAGAGAAAGACUGUCACCUCCCUUGAUGUUGUAUAUGCAUUGAAACGACAAGGCAGAACGCUCUACGGUUUCGGUGGUUGA
Molecule: messenger RNA, 312 nt
Organism: Cladophialophora carrionii CBS 160.54
Lineage: Eukaryota; Fungi; Ascomycota; Eurotiomycetes; Chaetothyriales; Herpotrichiellaceae
Product: histone
Exons: 3
Coding region: 1-312 (103 amino acids)
Biological process (GO): nucleosome assembly
Cellular component (GO): nucleosome
Molecular function (GO): protein heterodimerization activity; structural constituent of chromatin; DNA binding
Source: RefSeq, a predicted model, not a curated record